AUGAGCUCUGUAAGUAACGCAGAUGUAUCCACUUUACUGAAUCCAGCAACAGACAAUCUUUCUUUGCUAGAUCAACAAGCAAUUUCAUUAUUUGAAGAAGCAAUCAAAAAGGAAUCUCAAGGAUUGAUGUCUGAUGCAGUUGAUUUAUACAGAAAGUCAUUUAAAAUAAAUGAACAAGUGGAUAAAAUUUAUCGAUCCUUCCAUUUACCAAAUGCUUUACAUAAAUUACAAAAUGAAAGAGGAAAGAAUUAUAUCACUAGAGUUGAUGAACAUAAAGUUGCAAAAAUCAACGUUGAUACCUUACUUGACAGUUUUAAAGAUGUUGAAGCAGUUGCCCCAGAUCCUAUAAAUGGAGAACUGGGUGGAGCUCAAGGUGAAAUGACUAUAAAAUUUGCCAAUAUGAACAUAAAUCAUGAGAUGAUAGCCAGUGUCUCGGUAUCACCACUAGUUCAUUUACCUAAUGACAUUUGGACAUAUAUUUUAGAAAUACUUAUUCAUCAUUCCCCAGAAUCAUGGUUUAAAAUGUCAAUAACGUGUAAAAAAUUUGCAUAUCUAGGGUUUGGACAAUCUACAAUUUGGCGUGAAAUAUGUCAACUUAUUUACCCUUAUCAAAAAUAUGAAGAAAAUCAAUUCUAUUUACAAAACCCAACUUCGACGGGUCAAAUAGAAGAUGAUUCGGAAUUGCCAAUACCCUUUAAUCAAUUACAAAUAUUACCUCAAUAUAAUAAUUCUUGGAAAUUUAUGCUUCAUAAUAGACCUUUUAUUAAAUUUUUAGGAUGUUAUAUUUCUGUGGUUAAUUAUUAUAGUGAAGGAGGCAAGGCAGAGUUUUCUAAUGCAUGGUCAAACCCCGUGAAAACAAUAACUUAUUAUAGAUAUUUAAGAUUUUAUCGUGAUGGUACAGUUCUUAAAGUUUUAUCGGUACUACCGCCAGAUCAAGUUGUUCCCUAUCUACUGAAACAUAAUAAGAUUUUGCCAAGUUCAAUAUCAGAAUUGGGAAAACCAAUAUAUUUACACGAUGAGAACAAGGAAAGUCACAAGAUAUAUAUUGGUAAAUGGACUAUUUCUUCAUCGGGAGAGGUUCACAUUAUUAUUGAAAAUGGAUCAGUUGCAUAUUUGACAUUUCAUUAUUGGUUUCAAGUAAAAUCUUUGGGUCAUAUCAAUAAGCAUGCAAAAUUAACAUGGGUUAGGUACAAUUCUGUUAGGAAACCUACACAAACAGUAACCACCGAAGGUGAAGAGACAAUUGAUGAUAGAGUGGGUGAAAUAAUGGAGUUUUCUAUUAGAAACGAAAAACCCUUUAAAUUUCUGAGAGUUAAAAGUUAUACCCACACCAAUUGA
Messenger RNA from Candida dubliniensis CD36, 1338 nucleotides. RefSeq names its product SCF ubiquitin ligase complex subunit. Gene Ontology annotation, biological process: SCF-dependent proteasomal ubiquitin-dependent protein catabolic process. NCBI's taxonomy places the organism in Eukaryota, Fungi, Ascomycota, Pichiomycetes, Serinales, Debaryomycetaceae. The transcript has a single exon. The coding region runs from base 1 to 1338 and encodes 445 amino acids. Gene Ontology annotation, cellular component: SCF ubiquitin ligase complex. The record is from RefSeq and is a predicted model, not a curated record. Gene Ontology annotation, molecular function: protein binding.